AUGGAGGAAGAGGAGGACAGCGAGGGCGAGGAGGCGGUUCAUGAAGACGACGACUACCAGCCCAUGGAAGAAGAGGAAGCGGAAGACGACAACGAAGAAGAAGAUGUCGACAACAGAAAGCGACGAGCGAAGAGGAGGAACGCCACGGGUGGGGUCGACGACGGCGACGAAGACAGCGACGACGACGACGUGAAGCCGGUGCUCGUCAAGCACAAGAAAGAAGAGCGCAUGGAGCUCCAAGAAGAGAGGACACAGGUUACGGGCGAGGGCGAGGCCGUAACGCGGGACAGCGUCGGCGCGUUGGCAUUCAAGCGCGGUGGCGCGCAGCGCACGAAGGAGGAGCGCGCCGAACGACUGAGGGAGGUCCUCGGCCGUCCGGCGCUCGCGCUCAUUCCCGAGGCCGGCGAUGCCACCGAGGCCGAUGUACCGGCGAAGGCCGGCGGCAAGGGCGGCAAGGCCGGGCAGGUUCUGUUCCGCGAGAAGCACCGGCACUGGAUCGGGGAGGCCAACCAGAAGGACGCCCAGGGGCGCUCGCGCGACGACCCUGCCUACGAUCCCUCGACGCUCUUCAUCCCGCGCAAGGAUCUGGAGGGGAUGAACACCUUUCAGAGACAGUACUGGGAGAUCAAGAAGCAGCACUGGGACAAGAUCAUCUUCUGCAGGAACGGCGUGUUCUGGGAGCUGUACGAGAAGGACGCCGAGAUCAGUCAUCGCCUGCUGGACAUCAAGCUGGCCGACCCGGGCGCGAUGGGGAUGCUCACCGCCGGCGUGUUUGAGAACGCGUUCGACCCCUACGCCGCCAAACUCAUCGCGCUCGGCUACAAGGUGGUCAAGGUCGAGCAAAUGCAGGCCAACACCAAGAGCUCCGAGAAGAAGAACCGGCCCAAGGACCAGGCACGCACCAACUUCAUUCAACUGCAGGUUACGCGCAUUCUGAGCCCCGGCACUCUGGUGGACGACAUCUACAUCGACGACGAACGGGCCAUCUAUCUGUUGGCCGUCAAGGAGAAGUGGGAGCCCUCCGGUGACUCGGAGCUCCCCUCGUACGGCGUGUGCUUUGUCGACACCGCCACGGGGGAGGUGAACGUGGGACAGUUCCAGGACGAUCGCGACCGCACCCAGUUCGAGACCCUGCUGCUGCAGAUCAAGCCGCGUGAGAUCCUCUACGAGAAGGAGGGCCCGACCGCCCUGUGCUCUCCUCAGACCCUGCAGCUCAUCAAACGGAACGUGAAUCAGCCCACGCUCACGAGGCGCAGGCCAGGGGACCAGUUCUGGAACGCAAGCACGACCGCCGACUUUCUCGCGGGCGCCGACUACUUCGCUGGCGGCGAUCGGGAGUGGCCGCCGGUGCUGUCGCAGCUGCUGAAGGACCACCGCGAGGCCCGGGAGGGCAGCGAGCUGUGCCUCUCCGCGUUCGGCGGGGUGGUGUCCUACCUGAAGGAGCUCUACCUCGACAAGGAGGUGCUGGCCCAGGGCCGCAUCAAGACCUACGCCGGCACCACCUUCGACUCGCCCAACCUCGUCCUCGACUCCAAGACCAUCAAGAACCUCGAGAUCUUCGAAAACACAGUCGACGGCAAGACGGAGGGGACAUUGCUGAAGCUGAUGGACCACUGCUCGACGCCCUUCGGCAAGCGGCUGUUCAAGCGGUGGCUGGCGAUGCCUCUCAAGCGAAUCCACGAGAUCGAGGAGCGCCAAAAUGCCGUCGAGGACUUCAACGGCAGCGAGGACCACUCCACCACGCUCAAGGACGCCGUCGCCCUCAACCUCAAAGGCCUGCCCGAUCUGGAGAGGAUCGUAUCGCGCAUCCACGCCGGGUCGUCGCCCAUCCUCACGUUCCUCAGCGCUCUGGACGCGUUCGAUCUCUUGUGGAACAUGGUGAGCGAGCUGCAACCGCUGAUCGGCCAACUCCGAAGCAAACGUCUGGCAUUCCUGCUGACGGUCGGGAAGGGCUUCCCCGACAUCGCGCCCCAGCUCGAGUACUUUUCGCGGGCCUUCGACCGAGACCAGGCCAAGAGCGAGCAGCGCCUGAUCCUGCGUCCGGGUGUCGAUGAGGAGUUCGAUGCGGCGAGGGAAAAGGUAGAAACCAUCGAACAGCAGCUGCAGCAGCACUUGGAGGACCUCAAAGAGGAGGUAGGCAUCUCUGACAUGGCCUACGCCACCGUCCGCAACAAGGAGUACCUCAUCGAGAUUCCGAGGACGCCCAAGAACGAGGCGGCGAUCAAGCGCCAUAAGUCGACCUUCAUCCCCAUCAACGACACCAAGAGCGUGGGCCGCUACUGGACGCCCACCAUCUCGGCCCUCUUUGCCGAUCUGGAGAAGGCCCGAACCGACCUUGAGCGUUGCCGCCUGGGCUUGUUCGCGCGCAACCAGCAGAAGUUUUCCGAGAACCAUCGCGAAUGGUCGCUGGCCGUUGCCUGCAUGGCCGAAGUGGAUUGCCUGCAUUCACUCGCGAUCACCAGUUCCUCGCUGGGCGAGCCCGUGUGUCGGCCGACGUUCGUCGAAGCGAAGGAGGCGUUCUUCGAGGCCGAGGAGAUGCGGCAUCCGUGCAUCAGCCCCAAGAUCGGCGACGAAUUCAUACCCAACACCCUGCGCGUGGGCCAUCCUCACCAGCCACUCAUCCUCCUCACCGGUCCCAACAUGGGCGGUAAGUCGACGCUGUUGAGGGAGACGUGCGUGCUGGCCAUCAUCGCGCAGGUGGGCUGCUUCGUCCCGGCCGCCUCGUGCCGUCUUUCCCCCGUCGACCGCAUCUUCACCCGAAUCGGUGCCAACGACAACAUCAUGGCGGGGCAGAGUACGUUCAUGAUCGAGCUGCAGGAGACGGCGAGCAUCCUGCAGCACGCCACCCCGGCUUCGCUCGUGAUCCUGGACGAGCUCGGACGGGGCACGGCCACCUUCGACGGCUACUCGAUCGCGUACGCAGUGCUGGAGCACCUGUCGCGCAAGGUGGGCUGCCGCACGCUGUUCUCCACGCACUACCACAUGCUCACGGACGAGGUCGUACGCAACCCGCACAUCGCGCUCAAGCACAUGUCGUGCCACAUCGACGACGAUCGGAAGGAGGUUACGUUCCUGUACAAGGUGGCCGAUGGCGUGUGCCCCAAGAGCUACGGCAUGAAUGUCGCUCGCAUGGCGGGCGUGAAUGAGGAGAUUGUGGCGAGCGCGGAGAAGAUCGCCCAGAAGUUCGAGGGCGAGCUGGCCAUCGACCUCCAGCUCAUGGAGACCGAAAACAGUGCUACGGCCGAUGAUGAUGACAGCAGCGACGCGACCACCCAUGGCGCGGCCGUGGGUGACGAUGAAGUUGAGGCCAAGUCGGAGGCGGUCGGCGCGGACGAGAAGGCGCGGGUCGAGGAGAUCGCCCACCUGCUGCGCGAGGAGGAAGAGAAAGGCGUGGCCGGCAGGAUGGCCGCCUUCGCCCGCCUGGUCGGCCUGUGGACCCAAGCCACCCAGUAG
This is a messenger RNA of Acanthamoeba castellanii str. Neff, 3453 nucleotides long. Its product is annotated as MutS domain V domain containing protein. Gene Ontology annotation, biological process: mismatch repair. The coding region runs from base 1 to 3453 and encodes 1150 amino acids. Gene Ontology annotation, cellular component: MutSalpha complex; nucleus. NCBI's taxonomy places the organism in Eukaryota, Discosea, Longamoebia, Acanthamoebidae. The transcript is spliced from 16 exons. Gene Ontology annotation, molecular function: ATP binding; mismatched DNA binding; ATP-dependent DNA damage sensor activity. The record is from RefSeq and is a predicted model, not a curated record.